CCGUAGAUUGCAAGUUACAACUGGAAAGAUUAAUUGGAAAUGAUCGAGAAGUAACGCUUCUUAAUUAGCAGUAUAAUUAGCCCUAAUUUUAUUACCACUCAACGGAUUGAGUAUUUUCGUUUCUUUCGACUUCCUUCCUGCAGUUGUGUCCUCCCACCAUUAUUCUACUGUAAGGUUUUAAUCGAUCAUCUAAAUUGUGUUAUAAUAAUGUCAUGAAUAUAUAUAUGAUUCUUUUAAUUAAUUUCAUGAAAUUGUAAUAAGUAGUAAUAAUUGGGACUAAAAACAUGUGACAGGCGUAUAGGUAGAAAUUAAAAGGUGACCAUGAUGGUGGGAAAUGGGAAAUCCCGGUGGCUGCUCGUAGCUGCUGUGACAUUUCUGGGCAUAGUUGUUCCGGCGAAGCCACACAAUUAUGGAGAUGCCUUGUACAAAAGCAUUCUAUUUUUUCAGGGUCAAAGGUCUGGGCAUCUCCCAGAAAGUCAACGCACUUAUGGGAUCACUUGGAGAGGGGACUCCGCUCUCCAUGAUGGUGAUGAUGUCCGUGUGGAUUUGGUGGGAGGGUACUAUGACGCAGGAGACAAUGUAAAGUUCAAUUUCCCAAUGGCGUUUACAACCACUAUGCUGUCUUGGAGUGUGUUGGAGUAUUGGAGGGAAAUGGGAAGUGAGGAACUGGAGAAUGCAAAGGAGGCGAUCAAGUGGGCGACCGACUACAUGAUGAAGGCCACAAGCAAAGUCAGCGACGGCGUGGUUUUCGUUCAGGUCGGUGAGCCAUACUCUGAUCACACUAGUUGGCAGAGGCCGGAAGAUAUGACCACCGAUCGGACCGCGUACAGCGUCACCGCUGCCUCGCCCGGCUCAGAAGUCCCCGCUGAGAUGGCCGCUGCCUUGGCCGCUUCUUCCCUCGUUUUUAGGAAAUCUGAUUCUGAUUAUUCAUUUCAACUACUCCAGAGGGCCGAACAGGUUUUUGUAUUUGCAGAUAAGUAUA
This is a messenger RNA of Cuscuta epithymum, 982 nucleotides long. The record is from the annotation of a GenBank genome assembly. Lineage: Eukaryota; Viridiplantae; Streptophyta; Magnoliopsida; Solanales; Convolvulaceae.